AUGGCGAAACCUAACUUCAUAUUCGAGUUUCCAAGAAAGGAUCACUCCAAGAGCAAAGUAAGUAAAAAUGGAGACGCUUCUGAUUCGCUCAAAAAGGAUGUUAAAUCUGAAAUUCGGAUUAGUUAUAACGAUUCGGGAAAGGCGGUCGAGCAUACCAAGGAUGUUGAAGAGAAAUGUAUCCAGAAUACCACUGAAGAAGACGAACUCUCAAAUAACUCUAGUAUCAAAGAUGACGCAGAAGGUGAGUCAGCACAAAACAAUUUACAAAAUGACUCAGUUGAUGAGCAAAUGGUUAUAGAGCAGGCAUUCAGUCAAAUCACCCACGACUACCGAAGUGAUGAGGUCAUUGAGGAAGAAGUUCCAAGAAAUGACAAGGGGCAAUCACAAUUAACACAUACAAGACCUCAGGAACCAAACAAUUCUACCGAUUCGGAUAGCAUCCACGGUAAUGAAGAAUCGUUCCAAAAAGAAAUAUCAAUUUACGACUCAAACCCACCCAUUGAAAAGUUUGUCGAAGAUGAAGAUACAUCAAUAUUACAACAAUCUCAUUCACCAGACAAUUCACAAGGAGCAAAGAAUGAAGAAAUGCCCGAAUCCGAUCAGCUGCAGACCAAAGACGAUUCUUGUCAAACAGAUCAAGCGAUGGACUUCGCAGAAACCGGCCAUAUAAAUCAUGAGAGAAAGGAACUAAAUACAUAUACCGGAACAGAGCCGUCGACUUUUCUGGAGUCGUUAACUGAUGUCCAUCACAAAGUCAUUACAUUAGAAAUAGAAGCGCCACAUCACUCAGCUGUAGAUGGAGUUGACAAUCUGGCUUUCCAAGAUGAUACAUCCACAGUGAGUGGAGAUGUCAAAAGAAGAAAAAGUGUAGGAUUUCUAGAAAGUGGAGAUGAAAGUGAUACUCUCGGGUAUGACGAGGAAAAGAAAAUAUCAAAAAGACGAAAGAGUAUACGAUAUAGUAUUUAUGAUAUCUUACAACGUCCAAACGAAUCGAGUUCAAGAAAGAAAAUAGGGCGAUUCUUGGUAACGGUAGCUGCAGCUAUCAAUAUGUAUUUCAAUAUGGGAAUUUGUUUUUCCCUUGGAACAUUUCUUCCGUCAUGGCUUGAAGAAUUUCAAGAAACGAGAUCAAAAACAGCUCUCAUACAGUCGUUUACUAUUGGAAUGAUAUUCGGUUCUGGAAUUAUUGUAGGUGUACUAGUGGAUAGGUAUGGUGUUAGAUUAGCAACAUUUUGCGGUUCUGUCAUGGCAUCAAUCGGUCUGCUUGGUGCUGUUUUCUGCCCGAAUACUGUAUCAUUAAUGGUCAGCUUAGGAUUCCUUACAGGACUUGGUUCCAGUUUUGUACAAUUAGGAAGUGGAGUAACAAUAUCAUUAACAUAUAAAAACUCUGCUAGUGUUGGAUUAGGUCUUAUAACAGCAGGUGGUGGAUUAGGUGGAUCUACAAUGCCGUAUAUUAUGAAAAGCCUGAUUGAGUAUUAUGGAUGGAGGGGUGCAUUCUUUAUACUCUCGGGAUUAGCUUUACAAACUGUGGUAUCAAGUUUGCUGAUGACAAGUUUUAUGGAACAGGCAGUUGGUGGCAGACGAGCUGCAAAAAGAGAACCAAUUGCUUGGAAAACAAAAAUUAAGACAAUCUGUCGUCCGAAGUUCGUUCUGAAUAUUCUAGCAACAAUGACUGGGUUUGGUGCCAUGAAUGGUUUUGUGUUUAUCAUAUUUGACUAUGCCGAUAAAAACGAUGGAAAUGGUGUAUUUUAUUUGUUUUUGGCUACAGUAUUAAGCACUGCUUCCAGAUUAGCGUUCGGCGUUAUCAAUAUGUUUUCUUUCGUUAACAGUUCAGCAUUAAUGGCUAUAGCUGUGAUAGGUGGAGGAGCAUCAAUUUUACUGCUUAGUAUAUCUGAAAGUUACGCCUUCACUUUAUUCUUGAUCUGUAUAUUUGGUAUCUGUUACGGGGGACUGAUUGGUAUAUAUGGUGUAGUGGUUUUAGAUUUGGUUGGGCGAGAGACUUUUGCCCUUGCAAUUGGUUUAGGAUCAACUUUUAAUGGUACAGCUAGUACUCUUGGUGGAUACUUUUUUGGUCUACUUUAUGAUAUAACCAAGACGUAUUCUAGAGCUCUAGUUAUUAUGGGAAGUAUACCAGUUGUCGCAGGUCUGGUUCCAAUUACAAUAGUACUUAAUGAUGUCAUCUAUAGACUUGUUUCCGGUAUUAUGCGAAAAUCGUCCCCAUGA
Molecule: messenger RNA, 2220 nt
Organism: Lottia gigantea (owl limpet)
Lineage: Eukaryota; Metazoa; Mollusca; Gastropoda; Lottiidae
Exons: 5
Coding region: 1-2220 (739 amino acids)
Biological process (GO): transmembrane transport
Molecular function (GO): monocarboxylic acid transmembrane transporter activity
Source: RefSeq, a predicted model, not a curated record